CCUGCUCUAGAGCACGUCGUGUUGCGCCGUGCCCUCCAAAGCAGGCUGCUCUUGAGUGAGUGUCACCGUGCACUGUCUGUGCACCAGGUCAAGCUCUUGGAACGCACGCACGCGGGGAUUCUUGGGAUGAUGAUGAAGAGGCACGGUCUUGCCGCCCGAGUUCACCACGUUCGCCCCCUUCUUGUCCUCCUCGCGGCCGUCUUGCUGCUCGCCGCCACGGUCGAUGGCAUCAGACCAGAUCCCGAUGACCAUGCACGCCCGGGGCAGGCGCCAGGUGCACCGGCGGUGGAGGAGAAGAAGGAUGGGUCGGGGUUCCUGCAGGAGGAGGUGUACGGGACGGGGUCGAGCCUGCCGGACUGCACGCACGCGUGCGGCGCCUGCAAGCCGUGCAACCGCGUGAUGGUCAGCUUCAAGUGCUCCAUCGCCGAGCCCUGCCCCAUGGUCUACCGCUGCAUGUGCAAGGGCAAGUGCUACCCCGUCCCCUCCAGCUAGCUCAGCUCAGACGAUCUCCCCCGCGCACGUACGCACACGGCGGAUGCAAAUCGAUGCAGAGGGAGCAGACAGCAGAGUAAUAUAUGUGCCGAUCUAGUUGUAUGUGAUUUUUUAUGCUGGUGUUCGAUCACCAUGAUAUAAUGGCAUCUCAUUUGUAAAUUAUGCCUCGCUAGCUAGUCCGUGCACUGAGAAGGUUGGUUUCUCGGCUAGAAACACUUGUUAUAUCUACCAAAUCUUCUGUUCAUGGUUGGUUCUAAGAAAAAAAAUUCAGUCUUGCUAGGUCUCAGUUGACCGAGACUUUGUUGUCGAAGCUA
Hordeum vulgare subsp. vulgare (domesticated barley) is the source of this 806-nucleotide messenger RNA. RefSeq names its product protein EPIDERMAL PATTERNING FACTOR 2-like. Gene Ontology annotation, biological process: guard cell differentiation; stomatal complex development. NCBI's taxonomy places the organism in Eukaryota, Viridiplantae, Streptophyta, Magnoliopsida, Poales, Poaceae. The transcript has 2 exons. The coding region runs from base 127 to 492 and encodes 121 amino acids. The record is from RefSeq and is a predicted model, not a curated record.